AUGGAAGUCGUGUCGUGGUCGCAGUAUUGUGGAAAAUCUUGCUGAACUUCUUGAGGGGGCAAAAUUCACUUUUAUCACAUUCAAAUCUUUUGCCAUUCCAGUUUCUUACAGUCAUUCAACGCAGUUUACCAUUUUAUCACUCAGUGAACAAGUUCAUGGUGCUUUCCUACCCCCAGUGUCUUCUGCCAUUACUUGAAAAAUGGACAUCAGUUUGAGCUCAACACCCCCCACAUCCCUCUGAACUCACUUUUUGGAAUUAAGAUUCCUAUCUUUUUCAUGGCAUCAAGCAACUUCUUCAGAAUGGAGCUAAUUUUGCUUUUAAUGAAAUUUUACUUAGUGACAUGAUAAUAUGUCUCGCGGACGAGAACUAUCCAAAGAUGAAAUAGAACAUCGCUUGAGAAAUAAUGACUUAUUUCUAGACGAUAUUGGUUCCAACGAAACAGAAUCACCUGAGGUAAAACCUCCCACCAAACGGCCAGUCGGUAGAGGCUUCCACUCAGGAGGACUUUUCCCAGGUGGACAUGGUUUGGUGGACAACCGCUUUAAACUAAACCCUAUUGAAGAAUCCUCCAUAAGGGAUAGACUGAGCAAUUUCAAGAAAAGUGUUGAGACAUCUCUAUACGAUGAAGAUGAUGAUGUAAAUAUCGACAAGAACUCAUUAUUGAAAAGUAACAAUGAAUCUGUUCAUCGCAGGCUCCUUGAUAAUGGAUCAUUUAUGCGAAAAGUUGAACUGCUGAACACACAAGAAGAGAACGAAAUUGCUGUAAGACUGAACUCCUUAGCAGAAGAAGUCAUGGCGGAAAAAGCUCCAUGUGCUGCAAUUUUCCCAAACGCAUCAAAACUUACUGAACCUGAUAUUUUCCCACCUGGUGAUGAUAGCUUAAGUAACCAUAUGAGCAGGGACAAAAGCUCUACUUUUGACAUUUUUCAGUCCAGUGAUGGAACAUGUGAUGCUCCGAAGGAGCCAAGUGACGAAGCUAGAAGUCUAAUCGAUAGAUUAAUGUUUGAGAAAAACCAACUGGAAGCAGAACUCCUUAGGCAGAAACAAAAAAGCGCUGGAAUGAAUAAGACUGAAUCAAGUGAAACUCACAAAAAAGUUGAAGCUGUAGACACUUUGAAGUUGAAUCAGCCACCUCCCCCCGGCUCGAUCAAAGCUAGAUUAGGAGGUUACGUUGAAGAGCCAAAUCCGGUGAGAGAAGAACGUAUCAUUAUCCGAGACUCAACCGAGAACAGAGAAAAUCGAUCUUCUCAGAAGUACAGUAGUAGACACAAACCUGAUGACAAGCACCACAAUAAGGUGUCAAGGCACAGUCCACCGAGAAGAACUAAUAUAAGGAGUAAGUCUCCUUUGAGACGCAACGACCGAUCUCCUCCAUCACGCAAUAGAUCUCCACUUCCAUUCAGACCAAGGUCACCCAAAAGGAAUAGAUCCCGGUCACCCAGACGGAAUAGGUCCAGGUCGCCAAGGCGCAGGUCCAGAUCUCCUCGGAGAAGAUCUAAAUCACCAAUUUUUAGAGGCAAAUCGCCAAGGCGAAGAUCUAAAUCUCCAAGGCACAGGUCCAAAUCGCCAAGGCAUAGAUCGAAAUCUCCACGGCAUGGAUUGAGGCCAAAAUCUCCAAAACGUAGGUCGAAGUCACCACGGCUGGGAUCUAAAUCACCUCGCCGGUCAAAGUCACCUCGCGGCAGGUACCGCACCAGAUCUCGCAGUUAUUCCCCAUCGCCCGGGAGGUCUCCAUCAAGAAAAUUCAAACGUGAUGUUGUCAAUCCAGAACUUCUGAUGCCACGCAAUCCGCUCAGUCCCAAUAAGUCCAAUGACCAAUGGAUGAGACCUAGUAAUGCACCUGAUCCAGCAUGGAAAGGAGCUCCGAUAAAUUCAUUUAAUCCAAUGAAUGUGCCAAUGGACAUUCCACCUCCCAAUUUUGAGCAACCACCUCCCAUGUACAACUAUCCACCUCAAGAUUUUGGAAACCCUGCGGUCAGGCCACCACCCCUCUCUAAUUUUCCUUCUGGUCAUUUUGAUCCUACCAGGCCCUAUUUUCCAGGUGGACCGGGACAGCAGUUUGUGCCAAAUGAGGGAUUCAGUGGUCAAAAUCGGCCGCCUGGUUGGAAUCAGCCGCCCGGGCCAGGGCCUUUAGGACCCAUGAAUGUACCACCUCCAUUCGUACCCUCCGGCCCACCACCCUCAGGCCCACCAUCCUCCAGCCUACCGCCGUCCGGCCCACCACCCUCUUGCCGUUCAAAUUUGAGAGUGCUUGGGGAUGAUGCGACACAACAAAAGCCAUCCUACGAUCAGAGUCAACUGUCAUUCAAUCAAAAACCAGCAGCAGGAUUAGAACCCACAAAUCUAGGUCCAGCUCCUCAACCUAAGCCUGUGGCGCCACCACCACAGAAAAUGAUGGAGGAGGACAAGAAAAAGAAAGCGGUCGAAUCUGAGCUGUUAGAACAGCGAAGAUCCCUUGCUCUUCAAAGGAAGGAGUACUUCAAAAAAGCAUCAACGAUCAAAGAUGAACUUGGAAAAUUAAAACGUCAGCAAAUAGAGCUCAGCCAUGAAAAGAGUGGAUCAGAAGUCGACAAAAUUCUCAAACAAAACAAGAAAUUCCAGUCAGAGCUACAGAAUAAAUUGAAAGGAAUUGACAACAUCAUCGAUAUGCUGUCCGGUAUCAUUGGUGACACGAAAGACUUAGAUUUAGAAGAAAAAGAACCAACACCUCCCGGCCAUGCAUCUUAUAUUCUUGAACCACCGCCGAAGAAGGAACCCAGAAUCAUCAGAAGUUCCCCUGCCGCAAACAAUGCCCCGAAACCUGAUCCGCCUUCCCGUAGUAUGGUGCUAAAUUUGGAUCCGUCUCCUUCGCCGGGCUCAGACUUUGAUUCAUUUAAAUUCACGUCUCAAAAGUCAAUCGAAGUACAGUCCCCGCAAACUCCAGCCAAGUUUGUGACUGAAACCUCAAAUGAUGCGUGGGAGCCGGAGUUCAUAGAAAGACCAAAGUCUCCUCUGGGUCAAAGGUUGGCUGCAAUAAAUCCGAUGGUGGACCCACCAGUGCCAAAAGUCGCUCAAGUCUCAGAACCGGCUGUUCCAAACUUAAUAAGAGACGCCAUUGAAAUUAAAACGCCACCUCCUCCAAUCUUCAUGGCAAUGGAACCGAAGGCUCCAUCUCCUCCAGUCACUAAAGAUUCACCAUCACCUAAACCACAUCGCAACAAAAUCGCUCCGAUUUUCGAUCCCAACACUUUGCCAACGCCCAAACCACCUCAAGUUACCCAACGGAACCCAGAUUCUCCAGUUGUUGUUCUUGCAAACUCACCUGCCAGUCAAGCUGUCUACGCUCAACCACAAGUACAGCCGCAGCCAUCCAAGCAACAAGCACUCGUAGCCAACCAGCCUGAAGCUCCUGGGACGCAUAAACCUCUGGUCAAUUAUAUUCAUUACGACCCGGAGAUUCAUUGGUGCAAAGUUUGUAAUGUAUUUCCACGAACAGCGAAAGAGUAUCUGAAUCACUUACAUGCCCCAGAGCAUAAAAAAACACUCAUGGAGAAAAAUAUGUUUGAUGCUCCGUGGCACAAAGCAUUUCCACCGGAAGAAAUUUCACCUAAUUACCCAGGAGCGCCAACUAAGAGAGUGCCGAUCAGAGGUCUACCAUUUUUUGUAUCCUCAGCGGCGUGGUACUGCAAAUUAUGUAAUGUUUGGAUAGGAGAUCUACAUUGUGCUUCCCUGCAUUUGAAGUCCAUCAAUCAUGCCUCUAAAUACUCUGAUUUCACCGAGCAGAAUCCACAUUGGGAAGUAGAUUGGCUUGCAGACAGAACUAGAGCGUAUGAAAUUUCCACUGAAAUGAGACGGCAAGAAGAGACUGAGAAGCUAGCUCAAAUAGUGCUGGCGCCAACCAAUCACUUAGAAGCUGUGAAACCCACCCCAUCAAAUCCAGAAGCUGACAUUGAAGCUGAAAAAAAAAAGAAGAUACUAGAGUUGAUAGCAGCCAUUGAAGAAAACAAAAAAGAAAUCUUAAAGGUGAAGAAAAAACGCGCUAGAAGUAGUUCUUCCGAUAGUUCCUCUUCAUCGUCCUCCUCCUCUUCCUCAGGUGGUAAUAAACGCUCCUCGAAAAGUAAAACUAAAAGUAUUCGAGUUGCGAUGCGCAACCGUGCUUCAAAGCACAGUAAACGUGAAUCCAGUCCUCCCCGGUCCCUGUCUCCCAAUAUGAAACCCAAAAAAAAUAGGAAUGCAACCCCAAGUGAUGACAAAGAGGACAAAAUGAUAAAAGAAUGGAUGACAACAUCUGAUAAAGACUUAAAAGAAUCCGUUUCUAGUUUAAAAGAUAGGAUCAAGUCAAAGCAAGAAUCAAAGAGUAAGCCCAGGUAUGAAAAAUCUAAACACGAUGAGAAAAACGAAAAGAGCCGUGAGAGAAAUGAGAGAAAUGAGAGAAAAAGAAGCACGUCAGAAGAGAAAUCAGAACGCAGAUCAAGCAGUUCCAAAGUAAACGAGAAGGAUAACAAAAGGAAGCAUGAUUUAAAAGAAGAUAGGAAAAAGGAAGAGAAAGAUGACAGGAAAAGAAGUGACGACAAAGAAAAUAGAAAAAAGACUGAAGAAAAGGACGUCCGGAAGAAAUACAAAGGAGACACUGAUAAAGAAGGGGGCAAAGAUGCAGGAAGCUCCACUAAAUCUCCUAAAGGAGGAAAAUCUGAGACGAAAGCCUCCAGCGAAUCUGACAAAACAAAUAAAACCGCAAAAGAUGAAAGUCCAUUUGAAGCGGUACCCAAACAAGAGAGUACUCCUUUCGGCACAAAACCCAUCAAGAAGCAAAUUAAUAUAAAAAUGAAGCUACCAUUUAUAGGUCGAAUGCCAUUCCAUAAAAAAUUGGGAGGCAAAGCAGGAACAAAAGAAGACAAAGAUGAAGACCAAGGCGAUGACGCCAAGAAUAAGACCAGUAAAGAGGUAGUCAACGAAAAGUUAACGAAAAUAGCCACAUCAUUGGGUAAAUUUGCCCCAGAUGGCACAUUGAUCGACCCAGUGCAAGCGGAAAUACAAUCCAUCAUGGAAGAGAAAGUGAAAGAAGUCACCAGCAAAGCCGAUAGUACUAAAAAAGCUGACAAAAGCGACGUAGAAGAUAUGGAUUUGGCAAAUGAGAACAGUGACGACGAGAGUAACUUGCCAAGAGAUUUGCAAACAGCACUUGAUAUUAUCUUCCCAGAGGAAGAGAAAUCUGAUACCAGUAAAGAAUCAAAAGUAAAUGUCUCAACGCCCACACCAAAUUCUACCACCUUUUUCGGUCCGCAGAGUGAAGGCGACCUGCCCAGUCUGCCCCCAUCCCUGCCUCCUCCCUCUUCGGCCCAUCCUACCCCAGUGAUGAACACACCCCUCCCUGGUCCUGGGUUCCCCCCACCGCAGCCUAUGAUGCAAGGAGUGCCACCACCCAUUUUGGGUCCAAUGAUAGUACCCGCUCCGCCCAUGAUGAUGAGUCCACCCGGUGCUCCAAGGCUGCCACCUCGUGGGCUGCCACGCAUGGGCCCUCCUGGAGCACCCCGCAUGGGUUCUCCAGGACCACCCCGCAUGAGUCCUCCAGGUCCACCCCGAAUGAGUCCUCCCGGCCCGCCUCGCAUGAGUCCUCCUGGACCUCCAAGGAUGCGGCCUCCUGGACCGCCAAGACAAACGCCCCCAAGAAUGGGUCCUCCUGCAUCACAGAAAAAACCUCCUCCUAAACCGAAACCUCCUACCAGUCAGUCACCUCAAACUCCUGCUGAUUCACCAGCUGUGAGUGAAGACGGUAGUGGCGAUUCCAGCAAAGAAGGGCAGCCAGAGGUGAAAAAGAGGAGGAAUCCUUUGUCGCAGAAGAAACGAAGAGCACUCAAGAAAUUGCGUGAAAAGUUAGAGGCGCAGGAAAAACAACUUCAGGAGCAGUUACAAACUUUGCAAGGUGACGAAGCGAAGGUUGAAAAUAAUGUUACAGUGGAAAACAAGAAAGAAGAGUCUGAAGUAGAGCAAGGAAAAGUAGAUCUUGAUAUAAUGGAAAUCCCAAUACCUGUUGACCCUCCGAAAAAACUCAUUCGGAACGAUUCAGACGAAUUAGCACUGCUUGGUAUUGAUGCUAGUGAUUCACAUUUUUAGGGUACCAGGUUGGAUAUAUUUUUUUUUCCAAGUCUUUCCUGGAUGUGAUGCAUGAUUAUUGCUAUGCGUGAUUAUUUUUAAUACCGAUUCCUCACUGUACUAUAAUGUUAUGUAUGAUAAGUAAGUUGUGCUACUUUUUUGUAAAUUGUCGUUACAAAUUAUAAUUUUCUUUUUUUAAA
Bemisia tabaci is the source of this 6273-nucleotide messenger RNA. RefSeq lists its product as uncharacterized. Gene Ontology annotation, biological process: negative regulation of DNA-templated transcription; positive regulation of DNA-templated transcription. Gene Ontology annotation, cellular component: nucleoplasm. The record is from RefSeq and is a predicted model, not a curated record. Gene Ontology annotation, molecular function: nucleic acid binding; zinc ion binding. NCBI's taxonomy places the organism in Eukaryota, Metazoa, Arthropoda, Insecta, Hemiptera, Aleyrodidae.